Messenger RNA from Rattus norvegicus (Norway rat), 3626 nucleotides. RefSeq names its product serine and arginine rich splicing factor 12 (gene Srsf12). NCBI's taxonomy places the organism in Eukaryota, Metazoa, Chordata, Mammalia, Rodentia, Muridae. Gene Ontology annotation, molecular function: RNA binding; nucleic acid binding. Gene Ontology annotation, biological process: regulation of alternative mRNA splicing, via spliceosome; mRNA 5'-splice site recognition. The record is from RefSeq and is a predicted model, not a curated record.
GUCAAGAGCAGCAAGCGCUCCUGACUGCUGGGCCUUCUCUCCAGUCCCCAUCUAAAACCCACCCUUGUAUAAUAUUAUUUAGUCAUUUACACUUGAAAAUGUUCCUGCCUCAGACCCUCAAACAGAAAGCUGUUGUACUAAAAGAAGUACUUAACUGCUUCAAAACAGACCUGGAAAGUGUGAGAGUAGAUCUAUGCAUUUGUCAGUAAUGACAGGUCUCAGCUGGCCUCCAAAUCCUCCAUAGUAGAUGACCUUUGACCUUCGUGCCAUCACCCUACUCCCCUGCCGUCCUAGGAUUACAGGUGCCACCACCAUCUCUGCUCGGGUACUGGAACAGUACCUCCUGCAUGCUAGAGAACCACUCCACCAUUGAGCCACACCCCCCAGUCUUUACAAGAUGAAUUUUAUUAAGCCACCAAAUGUGUUGGAUUGUUACAGCAGCCCCACUGACCAAUACACACUACUCUCAAUUUUCCUAUUAGGAAAGCCAGCCUGACUGGAGCCCACUACAAGAGGAAUUCUAGGCCUGAGCAAACAAGCAGGCAAACAAAAGACUGCAGCCUACUCUCCUGUCGGGUUUCUUUGAUGCUUACCCUGGUUAUUGUCUUGAGGCCUUUACUGCUUAAACCACAUAUGCUUAAACUGCAGCAGUUCUUCUCCUAUGCCCCGUGUUCAGUCGUUCUCCCCUGAGGAUAGAGUUGAUCUCUUCGGGGAAAGGCUGUGGCUAAGCUUGCUUGCCCCCAAGUGGCGCCCUGUCCCUGCACAUGGCUCUUUCGAAGCCCUUUUCAUGAGAUCUUUUCUGGGCCUGUUUGGGAGAGGCGUGUCUUCCUACGGAGCACCUAGCUGGCCCGCAGCGGUGGGGUUUCCGAUCUAUUCCCUAGAGGCCCGGUGCAGUGGCCAGGUUUGUGCUCGCGCGGCCGCGCAGGCCCCGCGCCCCCCGCCCGCGUCUGCGGCUGCGCGGCCGGCCCGGGAGGGGGCGCGGCGGGCGGCUGGGAGCGGGGCCGCGAGCGGCAUGUCUCGCUACACCAGGCCCCCCAACACCUCCCUGUUCGUCAGGAACGUCGCAGACGCCACCAGGCCCGAGGACUUACGCCGUGAGUUUGGCCGAUACGGCCCCAUAGUAGACGUUUAUAUCCCGCUGGACUUCUACAGUCGCCGCCCCAGAGGAUUCGCUUAUGUUCAGUUUGAAGAUGUUCGUGAUGCCGAAGAUGCACUUUACAACCUCAACAGGAAGUGGGUAUGUGGCCGGCAAAUUGAGAUACAGUUUGCGCAAGGUGACCGCAAAACACCAGGUCAAAUGAAGUCAAAAGAGCGUCACCUGUGCUCCCCGAGUGACCACAGGAGAUCCAGAAGCCCCAGCCAGAGGAGAUCUCGAAGCCGGAGUUCCUCAUGGGGAAGAGACCGGAGGCGCUCCGAUAGCCUGAAAGAGCAGUCUACCUCAGCGAGGCAGUCAAGAACACCACGAAGGAAUUCUGGAUCUAGAGGACGAUCAAGAUCCAAGUCGCUACCGAAAAGGUCCAAAUCGAUGGAAAAGUCACAGUCACGCUCGCCUCAAAAGCAGACUGUCUCGGGAGCAAAACCCAGAUCGCACGGACGGCACUGUGACUCCAUAGCAAGAUCCCCAUGCAAGUCUCCCAGAGGGUACGCCAGUUCGGGGUCGAAGACACAGACAACGAAACAUUCUCACUUCCGGUCACACUCCAGAUCCCGGAGCUACCAUCAUAAAAACAGUUGGUGAACAGCAACUUCCAGCAGAGCCACAGAGCCCUGCUCCAAGUCGUCACGGCUCAUCGUGCUUAAAACUCUUCAAGGCUUGUAGAAAUGCGAACCGGUGUUAGUUACUUCCGGCAUGUGCAAGGAAUAAAAUUGCCCUAGCUUUGGUUAAUAAAUGUUUUAUCUCGAUUUAAGGGCUCAUCCACAACUCACUCACUGUGUGCAAUGUCGCCUUUGCAUAGCCUGUACCUGGUUCACGCGGUAGCGAGGGGUACUUUCCGAAAGAUGUUGGUAAAACGGAACCAAUGCAAAAAUUCUACUUAGGUAUUAAAUACUGUCGACAAUAUCCUUUACAAGAAUAUUUUUAUCCUAAAGCACUUUUCACAUAAAAAGUAAUCGUGACUCUGUAAUUGAAUAGGCCAGACUUAAGCUGUUUUGACAUCGGUGUCUUUCUUGUGACUUCUGUUUAAGCCUGAGCCAAUUCCUGGUUGAUACUUGUUCAAAUUACAGCAGUCUGAAAUCUCAAAAGGUAAAACUUAUGAAGAUUCCACAGCCGUUCAAAAGAUAGCUAAAAGACGCUUAAAAGAUAACUCAAAGAAUGUUCCAUUGUUUUUGAAUACAACAGCACAGACCAGUUGACUUGAGAUUGUUAUCCAUAUUUGUUUAAUCGGCUUACACAAAGCCAGGUGUUGUGGUAAAUGCCUGUGAUCCCAGCCCUUGGGAAGGGGUAAAACCAGCAUGGACCGGGCUACAUGAGACCCUGUCUAAGGAAAAUAAAUAAAUACUUUUUGUUUUUUGUUUUUUUAAAAAAGAGAAGUAAAACCAUUUUAGAAGUUCUAGAUUUUGAAUGGCUUGAGAGUACUCUAAAAAUUAUGGUGUGGAACACUCAGAAUCCACAAAAACUCAUGUUAAGCCUUACAUAUUUGAAGUAUAGUACAUUUUGUAUAAAUCCAUAUUUAUACCAUUAUUUCUAUAUAGCUAUUUUCAUCUGCAUUUUUCUUUUUAGAGCUCUAGUUCAGUAUCCUAAUUAUAUAAAAAUCUGUUAAAAAUUAAACGCAGUACAUUAUAUUAAGAAGUACUAGCUACUGAGAUGGCUUGGUGGGGACAGCCACCCUCUCACCAUCCAAACCUGGCAACCUGAUAGCUAGCUGGGCACCUUGAGUGCAAACUCAUGGAAGCCUCAAGGGUGACUCCUGCAGACUCUCUCUGACUUCCACACUUGUACUAUGGUAUGUGUGCACAUGCAGACACACACACACACACACACACACACACACACACACACAAACACACGAAAGAGAGAGGGGAAAGGAGAGAAAAGGAAGGAAAGAAUGGGAAGGAAAGAAAGAAAAAGAAAGAAAGAAAGAAAAGGUCUCUAUUAAACAGCUUUAAGGUAUUUGACUUUUACUCUACAUUUUUUAAACCAAAUAACUUUGUUGACAAUUGUUGCUUUUGUAUUGUUGUAACUUAGAAUUUCUUUCACAAUGUGUUUGAGGUUUACAUUCAGAGAGUUUUAGUAGAUCUGUGAUCAAAAAUGGUUUGCAUAUACUUGUCAAAGAGAUAUGUUUACAGAUUUACUCUGUUAGAUCUCAUUACUGAAACACACUCGGUCCUUACAGCUAAUAUUUAUGCCUGGAAUACCUAAGAAACUUGUCUUACAUUUUCAGUAUUUGGAGCCAUGUCGCUUCUAUUAAUUUCAAAUAUAAAGUUCCAUUUUCCUUUGCAUUUUAAAUCCUCUAUGUGAGAAACAACUUUACAAAAUAAUUUGUACAUUGGUGAUCUUUGGAGAAGUACCACAAAUUGAUGUAUAUUAUACUCCCUGAAUAUAUUUUCUCUAUUUAACCAUAGCAAAAGUUAUUUAUUUCGAAAGUUCACUCUGGUGUUCCUCUGUAAUAAAGCAAUUAUAACGGAGA